This is a messenger RNA of Andrographis paniculata, 3272 nucleotides long. Its product is annotated as increased DNA methylation 1. The transcript is spliced from 7 exons. NCBI's taxonomy places the organism in Eukaryota, Viridiplantae, Streptophyta, Magnoliopsida, Lamiales, Acanthaceae. Gene Ontology annotation, molecular function: transcription corepressor activity; acyltransferase activity, transferring groups other than amino-acyl groups. The record is from RefSeq and is a predicted model, not a curated record. Gene Ontology annotation, biological process: negative regulation of DNA-templated transcription. Bases 331 to 2838 code for a protein of 835 amino acids.
AAUGGAGGAGGGAGGAUUACAUUUUACAAAGAGAGCCGCGUUGGCACACACUGUUGAUUCUUUUCAUCAUCUCUCCUUACCCAGUUUCCUUGCUUUCCCUUGUACACUUUUCUCCAUUUCCCAAGCAUACAGAUACAGCCUUGUUGAGUUGGAAUUGAUAUCACAAAGUCAUUAAUUUCUUUCCAAUUAGCGAGUUCCGUUUGGUAUUCUGGGUGGAUUUCUCGUUCCGCUUCAGAUCUGGUUGCGGAAUUGGGAAGCCUUUUCAAACUACGCGUUGGGAAGUAGGAAACUCGUUUGGAAUUCAAAGGAUUUCGUGUAUAGACGCACGCCAUGGAAGGGGGCAGAAGAUCGAGGGAAGUGUUGAAGAAGAAGACCAGCUCGUCUGGGUGUUUGAUAAUCAAGAAGAAGAAGAUCGAGGAUAAGAAGAAUUCAGGUAGUAAAGGAACAAUUCCGUCUGUUUCAGGUUCGAGUGAUGAGGAAGAAUCGUUGGAGUUUAUGAGAAGAAGAGUGAGUGACAAAAAAUUGAAUGGUAAGAUUCGAAACAGAGACUUUGGGAUUGAGAAUGGCAGUGCACCGAAGAAGAGUAGGUUGGAUUUAUUUGAGUUCGACGAGUACGAUGAAUUUGAUGGACAUACAUUGAGGAAUGAUCAUUUCAAGAGUAGGUUAAAGAACAGUGGGAAAUUUGGCAAUGAAUUUUCGUCGAAAAGGAAACAAGAUUUGUUGUAUUUUGAUGGUUCUGGCAGUAGGAACAAAGGUUUGGAGUUGGAGGAAGACGAGGAUGAAGACGAGGAGGCGAAUAUGCCGAUUUCAUUAUUGAGGUUGAAGUAUAGACAGAAUGGCGAUCGAGCAAUAAGGUUGCAAGGAAAGAAUGGAGUGCUGAAGGUUAUGGUGAACAAGAAGAAAAAGAUCGAUUCUAGCUCACAUUCUAGUGGCAAUGCAGAAAGAAGAAGAACAAAUUCUAGUUGUGAAAAUGAUGUCAAGAAGGACGAAUCGUUGACAAAAUCGAAGAAGGGGAAAUUGGAAAGAGGCAAGAAUGACUAUGAAUCAGAAAACCAAUUGGAAUCACCAAAUGCAGGCUCUCGCAGCUCGAAGAAAAGGGUUGAAGGAAAAGUGAUCGAAGAAAAGGCUAAGCGCAGUGGCGGGAGUACAGAAAAGCAAAUGUUGCGCGACAAGAUUCGAGGGAUGCUGAUUGAUGCAAAAUGGACGAUAGAUUAUAGGCCACGGCGUAACCGAAACUACUUGGAUGCCGUGUACAUCAAUCCUAAUGGAACGGCGUACUGGUCGAUUAUUAAAGCUUAUGAUGCAUUGAAAAAACAGUUAGGGGACGACAACGGCGAAAACGAUCUUUCCGAAGAUUUGGUAAACAUACUUACAAGACAAACGAAAAGAAAGAGUGCUAAGAAGUCCUCUGUUUUGGAGGCUACGGAUAGCUCGGAAAAUUCUGAUGUGGAGCGGAAUUUCAAGUCGAGAAGUGGAAAAGUCCGGAAAAUGGAGAGGCCGUAUAUUGUCUCUAAAGUAACGGGUAGAUGCACCCUUUUGGUUCGCGGCUCUGAUAAAGGAAAAACUUCCGAUUUUGACGGAUAUGUGCCGUAUAAAGGGAAAAGAACAAUAUUGGGGUGGCUGAUUGAUGCGGGAGUGGCGAAAUUAAGUGAAAAAGUUCGAUACAUGAACCAGAAAAAGAGUCGGGUAAUGCUGGAAGGCUGGCUGACGAAAGAUGGAAUCCAUUGUAGUUGCUGCAGCAAGAUCGUCACGGUUUCAAAGUUUGAGCUGCACGCCGGCAGCAAUCUGCGUCAGCCAUUUCAAAAUAUACAUUUGGAGUCGGGAUCAUCUCUGUUGCAGUGUCAAAUUGAUGCCUGGAACAGUCGGGAGAAGUCUGGACGUCGUGAUUUCCAUUUUGUUGAUGUUGAUGGCGAUGAUCCGGACGAUGAUACUUGCGGCAUUUGCGGCGAUGGAGGUGAUUUGGUUUGUUGUGAUAGUUGUCCGUCGACGUUUCAUCAGCUCUGUUUGGAAAUUCAGAUGCUUCCUCAAGGUGAUUGGCACUGUCCGAAUUGUACAUGCAAAUUUUGUGGAUCGUCUGGUGGAAAUGUUUCUGAAGAAAAUGAUACUACUGGCGACGAACUUAUCAAAUGCAGCUUCUGUGAGAAGAAAUAUCACAAAUCAUGCUGCGGAGCUGUCGAUUCAAAUGAUGCAUCUUUCUGUGGGCUAAAGUGCCGGGAGCUCUACGAUCAUUUUCAAAAGAUUCUUGGAGUCAAACAUGAGUUCGAUGGUGGCUUUUCAUGGUCUUUUAUUCAACGAUCUGAUGUUUCGGAUACCUCUGACCGUGGAUUUGCACAGCGGGUAGAAUGUAACUCUAAGCUAUCUGUUGCAUUAUCUGUCAUGGACGAGUGUUUUUUGCCCAUCAUUGACAGAAGGAGUGGGAUAAAUAUAAUCCAUAAUGUUUUUCAUAACUGCAGAUCAAAUUUUAACCGGCUCAAUUAUCAUGGAUUUUAUACUGUUAUAUUGGAGCGAGGUGACGAAAUAAUGUCUACGGCAGCUGUCAGGCUGCAUGGAAGUCGUGUCGCUGAGAUGCCUUUUAUUGGAACUCGUGAAAUCUAUAGACGGAAAGGAAUGUGCCGUCGCCUUUUGUCCGUGAUUGAAAAGGAACUUUCUUCUCUGAAGGUCGAGAAAUUGAUUAUUCCUGCUAUAUCGGAGCAUAUGAACACAUGGACCGCAGCUUUUGGUUUCCAUGAAGUCGAGGAUGCCGCCAAGAAAGAAAUGAAGUCCUUAAACAUGUUGGUAUUUCCGGGAACGGAUAUGCUGCAGAAGCAGUUGGUGGCGCAAGAAAAUUCGAGUUUGUGAUGAAAUGACAAGAGAUUAUAACUGAAGAAUGUAAUCAUUGCAAACGACACUUCGCUAAGAAUUUUUACACGAGGUACAUCGGACAUCUUUACGAUACAAGAAACACUUGACGGAUUUCUUACAAAGGAAGUUGAGGAUAUACUAGAAAAAUUGUUGUUGUUCUCCAAAGGUUCAAUUGUAUCACGAAAUUUUGUUACGCUCAUCUCAAGGUUUAGGAGAUUGUUUCGCAUAUGGUGCUUGCUCGUGAAUAUCCAUUUUCGACGAUGGAUUAUAUUAUUUUUAGCAAAUUUAUUAAAAUAGUAUCUUUAAUUUUGGAUUUCAGGUAAAAUAGUUAAGGAAGGUUAACUACACACAAAUGUUAACUAUUUUGGCUCAGGUUUGUUUACUUUGUAUUUUUAAAUGUAUAUUUUUUAUGUUAGUAUAAAGAAUUAUAU